Ipomoea triloba (trilobed morning glory) is the source of this 2873-nucleotide messenger RNA. RefSeq names its product putative late blight resistance protein homolog R1B-12. Bases 225 to 2813 code for a protein of 862 amino acids. Gene Ontology annotation, biological process: defense response to other organism. Gene Ontology annotation, molecular function: ADP binding. The record is from RefSeq and is a predicted model, not a curated record. The transcript has 2 exons. Lineage: Eukaryota; Viridiplantae; Streptophyta; Magnoliopsida; Solanales; Convolvulaceae.
UAAUAAUGGGAGAAAAAAUUAUGGGAAGGAAAUUUAAUUUAGAAAAUAUAUAUUGACCAAACAGUGGGUUUUAUAUGGACAGAAAAAUGAAGCAAUUUCAUUGGCUGAACCCUACAUAUUAAAUGUAAAGAUAAAUUAAAGAUGUUUGGAGGGUAUUAGCAAAGUGGCUCAUUGAUUGAGAAAAAACUUCAGAACUGAAUAAUUUGAGAUAGAGAGAGAGAGAGAUGGCCUGUGUUGCUUUGACUUCUCUGAUGACUACAAUGGAGUUGGAGUUUGUGCAACCCAAUAAUCGAAGGGUUUCUCUUGAUGAUGAAGCAUCCAUAUCAAUCCAUAAAUCUUUGCUUGAAAAGCUUUCAUCUUUGAAAGGUUUUGUGCAGGAGAAAUCCGUGGGCGCCGGGGGUGACGCUGCAAUCCGAGAAUUGGAGAUGGAGAUCAGAGACUUUGCACUGGAUGCCGAAGACCGCAUCGAAACACAACUAAGCAACUUCCUUCUGGCCAAGGACACACAGGACCUGUUCCAACAAAAAGCUUCCCAGCAACUCCACCAGAUCUUGAUAGAAGCAGCAGAAAACGCAGCAGACUUGCUGAGAAUCAGCAACAACAUAAGCACCGAAGAAGCUGCUGCUGAUGAUGAAACUCAACAACAACCACCACCGGUUCCAGAGCCCAGCAGCAAUGUUAUGGUGGGUCGUCGCAGUGAUCAUAUGCUGAUAAUGGACAAACUCAUAGGGGGCUUUGAUGAGCUACAAGUAAUCUCAAUUGUUGGGAUGGCCGGCAUAGGAAAGACAACUUUAGCUGCAAGUGCGUAUAGAGAUCCAUCAAUUGCAUCGCACUUUGAUGUACGGGGUUGGAUUACUAUGUCCAGGGAGUACAACAAGAACCAGCCUCUAUACAACAUUCUUUGGACACUAGGCCAGGCUACAGAUGGAAUUAAAAAGGAAAGCAUUAUUCCUGAUGAUCUAGCAGUUGAGAACAUAUACAACUUCUUGACAGGUAAGAGGUAUCUAAUUGUUUUGGAUAACUUUUGGAACAAUCAAGCUUGGUAUGAUAUCCAAGAAUACCUUCCUGAUGAUAGAAAUAGAAGUCGCGUAGUGCUAACCACUACGCACUUCAGUUGGGAAUAUGCUUACUCAAAUACCUAUAAACAUAAAAUGAGUUUGCUAAAUCCAGAAGAGAGUUGGGAGUUAUUUUGUAAUAAACUUUUUCUGGAACAACGGAUGUCACCUAAAUUUGAAAAAAUUAAGAGUCAAGUUGUGGACAAAUGCGAAGGAUUGCCUCACUCAAUUGUUGUAGUUAGUGAGCGUCUAUCUAGAUGCAGCAACAUACAGCAGGAAUGGAAGAAGGUUAAAAAGGAAUUAGAGUUGCUGGGAGUUCUAGAUAGUAGGGCACUCACCUUCACUUACAAUCAAUUGCCACAAAAUUUGAAACUUUGUUUUCUAUAUUUUGGAGUUUUUCCAAAACGUCAUGCAAUCAGUGUGAAACAACUUAUUAGGUUAUGGAUUGCUGAGGGAUUUUUAAACGCAUUGGAGCAUAAGGGGUUAGAAGACCAAGCAUAUGAGUAUUUAUGUGAGUUCACUAAUAGAAGUCUUAUUAUAAUUGACACUUGGAAUUCUGAGAGAAAGAUUAAGACUUGUAGGAUGCAUAGUGCUUUGCAUAGCUUUUGUGUAAGAGAAGCUCAAAAAGAAGGCAUAUUGUGUACAGUAAAUGCUCAAAAACAUCCACACGGAUCGUUUGACAUGUUUGCAAAUUCAUGCCGUUGGUUAAGCUUUUACAAACAUAGUUUUGACUAUUAUGUUUUGUUCAAAACAAACACCCCUCGCUCCAUAUUCUUCUUUCAGGAAGAUGUUGAAAUAUUUGUACCUUUCAAGUACUUAAGAGUUUUGGCUUUUGCUCCAUCUUCAUUCCUCCAAAGAGUGCCAACACACUUCCAGGAAUUACUUUUUUUGAGAUACAUAUCUGUAAAAGAAUGGUUUGAUGGUCUUGAUUAUAUAGUGUCAAUUAAUCGGAACUUGCAGACUCUAGUUGUUUCCAAUGGUAAUGGAUUCAAAGUUGGAUCAACUAUGUUCCAUUUGCCUUCUACAAUUUGGGAGUCACCACAGCUGCAACAUCUUGAACUUGACAAUUCGUAUGCUAUUGAUCCUCCAAGAGUGGAUAAAAAUAAUAUAUUGACACUAUCUUGGUUGUGUCCAACUCAUUGUACAAUGGAAGUGGAUUCCUGGUUUCCAAAGAUUAAAAAUUUUAAAAUGUUUGUACUUUGCAGCAAGCCAUUUAUUUUGGGUACUCUUCAGUAUUUGAAACAACUUGAGAGGCUAACGAUUUCAGUUUCGUUUGGUUGUGUUGUAACCCUUGGAAAACCAUCUAUGUUUCCUUCACAACUUAAGAAGUUGAAGCUGAAUGGUACUAAUCUUUCUGAGAGUGAUUUAAUGGCAAUUGGCAUGUUGCCUCAGCUAGAGGUGCUCAAGUUGAAAAAUGUCUUCCGUGAUCAAGAAGUUUGGCAAGUAGCUGAAAGGGCAUUCUGUCGAUUAAAAUUCUUGCAUAUUGAAGAUAAAAAGCUCAAGAGAUUCUUGAUUGAUGAUAAAUUAUUCAAGGUAUGGAGGGUGGUCGAUUCAUUCCCACAUCUUGAGCACUUAGUCUUAAGAUGUUGUUAUUGUUUGGAAAGAAUUCCCCAAUUCAUGAAAAAUAUCGCCACCUUGAAAUUAAUUGAGUUGGAGCAGUGUGGUCCUUCGGUUGUCACUUCUGCAAAGUAUAUUCAAGACACUAAAGGCAAUUUUUUUGGAAAUGCGAUUUUAGAGAUCAAAAUCCAAGGGACUUGAAUAUGAUGAGUCACAGUAUACAUGCACACAUAGAAGAGUGGAUUUUGGCUGGUUGGAAAA